AUGAACCAACUUCUUAAAGGCGUCGCAGUAAUAACUGGCGCCGGAUCUGGAAUCGGAAAGGCCACAAGCAUAGCAUUUGCUCGAAACGGUGUGACGAAGCUCGCGCUCGCUGACAUUGACGAGGCGGGCUUAAAGUCGACUGAAAAGGCCGUUGCUGCUCUCAACAAGGAUGUGGAGGUUCUCCUAGUAACGAUGGAUGUCUCGAUCGAGCAAUCAGUGAUCCAAGGAAUACAACAAGUCGUCAUUCGCUUUGGCCGGAUUGAUAUCGCCGUCAACAACGCUGGCUUCGGUGGCCCGAUUGCACCAUCGGUUGACAUUUCUUCUGAAGACUUCCGCAGAGUCAUCGACACCAAUAUGAUUGGCUUGUGGAUGUGUCAACGAGAAGAGAUCAAACAACUACUCCGACAAGACGUGGUGGAAGUCCGAACUGGUGUAUGGAGUCGAGGCAUCAUUGUAAACAUGUCGUCGACCUUUGGCCUCACCGCGCCAUCUCAGUCCACACCAGCAGCGCCUUAUUGCACGAGCAAACAUGGUAUUAUAGCGAUCACUAAAAAUGAUGCAAAUACAUAUUCAAAAGACGGCAUUCGAAUCAAUGCCAUCUGUCCUGGCUACGUAAACACAGACCACAUGCGGGCGACUGUAUCCGAUUCAGAAAUCAUGCGUGCCGAAAUGGCAAAGGUGCCGAUGCGCCGCUUUGCCGAGCCUGAAGAGAUAGCAGAUGCAAUUUGUUUUUUGGCGUCUCCGAUGAGCAGUUUCAUGAGUGGUGCGAGUCUGGUUGUUGACGGAGCACUGCCCGUCGGUGCUCUAGCAGCAAUCCCGACUUUCUUCCACCCCCAAACCGAGGACCUCGACCUACCCAGUCUCCGAACCCACGUAAAGAUGCUCGCGGAAGCAGGCAUUGCAGGCCUGGUAGUUCUAGGAUCGAACGGAGAAGCACCACACCUCAGCCGCGACGAACGCGUCACCGUGACUUCGACAGUGCGCCAGACCCUACAAGACGCAGGGUUGGCUCACAUUCCAAUCAUAGUGGGCGCAUCCGACGCGUCAGUCAAAGGAACAGUCGCACUAUGUCGCGACGCCCUCCGCGCUGGCGGCGACUUCGUCCUCGUCCUUCCGCCCAGUUACUUCCGCGGCGCCAUGAGUCGGGAAACCAUCACCGACUUCUACACGCGCGUGGCGGACGAAACGCCGCUCCCGUUGCUCGUCUACAGUUUUCCCGCUGUGUCGGCCGGUAUUGAGAUGGACUCGGAUCUGAUCAUCUCGGUCUCGCGCCAUCCGAAUGUCGUCGGGGCAAAGUUCACCUGUGGCGAUACGGGCAAGUUGGCCCGGGUAGCGCGAGCCAUGGACGCGAUGACUCCCAACACCACCGACCCUGGUUCUGGGUCUGGCUACGUGUGCUACGGCGGGCUUCUGGACUUUGGUCUGAUGGCACUGGUUGCCGGCGGGUCUGGGUUUAUUGCUGGCGGAGCCAAUAUCUUGCCGCGAGCAUCCGUACGCUUGUGUGAGAAUUUUAGGGCGAAGGAGUUUGAAAAGGCCAUGGAGCUUCAGAGCAUUCUCUCGGCUAGUGAUUGGCCACACACAAGUGCCGGAAUUGCGGGGACAAAGUACAUUUUGGAAAGGGUUCAUGGAUACGGCGGAGGGCCACGUCUUCCACUUCAACGAAUGCGAGAUGAGAAAAUGCAGGACUUGUGGCGGCGCAUGGAGGAGGGAGUACGUUUGGAAGCUACGUUUACGGGUUGA
This is a messenger RNA of Cladophialophora immunda, 1740 nucleotides long. RefSeq lists its product as uncharacterized. The coding region runs from base 1 to 1740 and encodes 579 amino acids. Lineage: Eukaryota; Fungi; Ascomycota; Eurotiomycetes; Chaetothyriales; Herpotrichiellaceae. The transcript is spliced from 7 exons. Gene Ontology annotation, molecular function: 4-hydroxy-tetrahydrodipicolinate synthase activity. The record is from RefSeq and is a predicted model, not a curated record.